This is a messenger RNA of Mytilus californianus (California mussel), 1824 nucleotides long. RefSeq lists its product as uncharacterized. The record is from RefSeq and is a predicted model, not a curated record. Bases 73 to 1647 code for a protein of 524 amino acids. The transcript is spliced from 11 exons. Lineage: Eukaryota; Metazoa; Mollusca; Bivalvia; Mytilida; Mytilidae.
CAAAAUAUCUAGGUCAAUGAUGCAUCUUACAGCAAGUUGAUACAGAAUUCGUGUUUUUUUUUUGUGUGUUCCAUGGUCAUGCAAUUUAUUCAGAUAUUUCUUUUCCAGUGUGUAAUGGCAUACCAGGAUAGGUGCUCUCAGUUUAUAGAACGAUAUCUACGCAUUAAUUAUACGCUUACACGUGGUGAAUGUUCAGAGGAAAAUCCAUUUCAUUGUUUACUGAAGGACAAUACAGAGACUUUAAAACAAAGUUAUUACAAGAACUGCAAGUCAUGGGACUGGGUUUCGAAAGGUUUCCAUCCAGUUCUUCGUGGGAAGUACAUAGAUUAUGAGAAGUGUCAAGCUGACAGAUACCAACCUUUUAAUUUCUUAUCCCAUGAGAACCACCAAUGCUACUUUGUCAAAUCAUACUGCGCAGAUGAGGGUCAAAUAGAACACAGGAUAGGUGAUGAAACGUCAGAUCGUACAUGCAAGUGCGAUUAUACUAGAAGAUAUGCUUUCCAUACAAUUCCAAGAAACAAAGUGUUCUGCAUACCAUCAGAAGAGGAGUGUACGUGCUUUAAAAAAACUUGUCCAACGAGUCAAAUGAUGAAUGAAGAUUAUGAAUGUGUUGAUUCUUUAGUGCAUUCAAAUCAGACAGAGUAUUCGAGAAACGUGACAGCAGUAAUUCUAAUAGACGAUUUUGAUGUAAUCUCUGUAUCAGAAAUAUCCAUGUGGAAAACAGAAAAUUUCAGAAUUCGUUUCUAUUUGCAAAUCAUGCUGUCUGGGAUUAUUUUAAGUAACAUUAUAUUUACCAUGUACAGUUUUAUUUACGUUGCUCAUCGGGAUUUGGAAAAAGGACACGACUUUAAAGUAGCAAUACCAGUUGUAGUUGAUGAAAACAGAGUGGAAAAAUCUUCGGACAGUAAAGAAGUAAAACAAGGGAAUACCACUGUGGCGGAAAAAAUCGUACCACCAGACACAAGUAUUGACAUUUUACUGCUUACAGAUAACUUCGGAUCCUUACAACUAGCUGACUCACAAUCUCCCAAACCAGAGAAAUCCGAUGAUAUUGAUGCAAGAAAAGGGAAAAUAUCAGUUUGUGAAACACUUAAUCUACCACAGGAUGUUGAUAGAACAUCAGAUGAGUACAGUAAGAGUAAACGAUAUCUUAAGGCAAUGAAGAAUACAGAUAUUGUUGUGUUACACGUAGAAGACAAUAUAAGUUUGAAAGAAACAAACAAUAUGGAAAAUACGGAUAGUGUAGAGAGUUUACAAAGUUUCAAGGAUCAUCUGCAAACGCUAGCAGACGAAUGGGGUUAUAAUCACAUUAAAAUUAAUUUUUUUGAAGACGUUUUCGUGUGGUGCAAUUACAAUAAUAAGAUUAGUUUCACAGAUGUUAUGGACAAGUGUGGCAUGAUAUUUUUCUACAUGUCAAAAAAAUUUCUACCAGGAAAACUUAAAAGAUAUGGAUUAUCCGAAAGCAGUGUAAACUUUGCACUUAAAGCUUUAAAUGAUUUUCCUAAAGUAAAAAUUGUUUGUGCUUAUGAACAAUGUAAACUAUAUAAAAAAGACUUUGAAAUUCAUCUUGAUUAUUGUAAGUACAAGAAGUCAAAAGAUGAAGAUUUGUAUGAAAGUACUUUAAGAGAAAUAUUUGAAAAGCUUUAAACCUUUUGGUGCUGUAUUAGUCUAUAUAUAUGACACAUAAGACAUUGCUGUAUUACUAAAAAAAUAUUGAGGAUGACACUAAAAUUUUGCUCUUUUUUGUAUAUUUGUUUGCAAAACAUGUUUAAAAUGUAAUCCCAUAUCAAAAAGAGUCAAGUAGCAAUACAGCCUUAAAUCUUA